Chara braunii is the source of this 3043-nucleotide messenger RNA. The record is from the annotation of a GenBank genome assembly. Lineage: Eukaryota; Viridiplantae; Streptophyta; Charophyceae; Charales; Characeae.
UAACCCAUUGGAGGCACUAUCUCCUUGGGAGGUUCUUCAUCGUCAGGACUGAUCAUCAAACCCUAAAGUGGAUGAGGACUCAGCCUGUGCUCUCCUAUGCGCUGAAACGCUGGAUCGAAGUCAUUGAGCAGUAUGACUUCGAGCCACAAUACCUCAAACGUGAGUGCAACAAAGUUGUUGACGAGCUGUCGUGUAGGCCAGACUUCUCCGGUGCGCUGAUCAUUGAGUUUGAGCGUGCAGACGAUGCCACUCGCUCUUUGGUGGAAGCCUAUCGCGAGGACCAGUUCAUGUUCGAGAUAAUACGCAGACUCGAGGCGAAGGACAAGGUGACUUCUGUCGAGUUUGAGUUGGUCAGCGGCUUGCUGUUCAUUGAGAAGACCGGAAAUAAACGUUUGUGUGUUCCUACUAGAGAGUCGUUGCGUAGUUUAUUUUUAGGUGAGAGUCACGAUGCCACGGGACAUUUUGGUUUCAAGAAGACUGCAACCAAUCUGUUGCAGCGGUUCUGGUGGCCCACGAUGAUGAGAGAUGCCAAGUUCUAUGUCAAGACUUGUCAAGUUUAUCAACGUGACAAGCCCCGGACACAAGCUCCUCUUGGGCUGCUCAAGCCCCUUCCCAUUCCGGAAAGGCCUGGUGAAAGCCUGUCCAUGGACUUCAUGGAUAUGCUAAUCACCAACAAGAGUGGCAUGAGGUACAUCUACGUCAUCGUGGAUAGAUUUAGCAAGUACGCUAGGUUAGUGGCCAUGCCGGAAACAACAAAGACCGAGUACGUUAUCAAGCUAUUUAACGAAAACUGGGUCAGAGAUUUUGGCCUGCCGAAGUCUAUAAUCAACGACAGGGAUGUCCAAUGCACCAGUGAACUGUGGAAGGCCGCAGCUGCCGAACAAGGAACGCAACUGCAGAUGACAUCUGGAAAUCAUCUAAAGGCAAACGGACAGGCAGAGCAAAUGAACCGCGCUGUUCAACACUUGCUAAGGAACUACAUUAAGCCUAAUCAAGUGGACUGUGAUGAGAAGCUUGCUCUCAUCGCCAACCUAUACAACAACACAGUUCAUAGUGCCACGGGAUUUCCCUCCUCCAUAGGAGAAGGUGCAAACUACGUCCUUCACAUAGUCCUGGACUACCAUGGAGUGGUUGUUGGCAAAGGUAUGGCUUCGAAAGGAGAAUCGACAAAAGAUAGUCCUAAUGGGGCGAAACAGCCACGAGUCACCAAGAACUAUUUGCUGCUUAGUGGCCAGCCUUCAGACACACAAUCGACUGUGAAAUCUCCCAGUGGAAAGACCCACGUCAAAGCUGAAACAUCAGGAGCAACAGGGACAACAACAGCGACAGUAGGAAAGAGUGGCGGAAGUGUUGAAACAUCAGUUGCAACAACAAUAACAACGGCAAGAGGUACAACAAGAGCACAGGGAAAGAGUGAGAGAAGCGGUGAAACAUCAGGGGCAGCAGCAACAACAAAAAACACAGCACCAACAAUACCAAAAGCUAUAGCAGCAGCAACAGGAACAACAUCAGGAACAACAACAGCCACAACAACAACAGUAGGUCAGGGUAGCAGCAACACUCAAGAUCAUGGCAAGGAUUCUGCCGUUAAUUCAUCAAAGGAUAAUGCAACUGGAGGCACUCAGUUUCUCCCUGGUCCAUAUUUGCGUGGAAAACAUGGUCAUGAUGUGGCACGCUCCCUCAAGCAAUUCGAAAAGCUGGUAGCACAUUUGCAGGCCAUGUCAGCAAGCUACGUCAGCAGUGACGCGUCAGCCGACAACUAUGCCAUGUCAGCAGUCGAACAACGCCACAUCAGCAGCAUAGAGUGCCACAACAGCAGUUCCUCCGCUUGGCCUAUGCUCACGCGCUCUCGAACAGCCGUCAUGGACCUGAAGCCAGGGGGAACGACCGAGGCCUUUCAGGCUCGGAUGCUGGUUUUGAUUACCGAAGCUAAGCAACGGUCGGAUGCGGUAGCAGCCGCGGAGAAGAAGAAGGCAGAGGAUGCAAAGACAACGCGUCUGCUGGCGGUGGAACAACAACGCCAACACGAUGAGGCAGCAGCAAAGGCUGCCCAUGAAGAAAGUACCAUGCGGCGCGAAAAGGUAUUCGGAGAGGAGAGAGUCUUACUCACUAUGCCAACGGAAUGGCGGAGCGAGGCCAAGGGUGGCGCAUUCAGCGACAUUGGACUCAAAAUCUCGUUGUUGCUCUCCCAUCUCACGAACUUCAUGGCGACGUGCAUUGCACAACAAGAGGACAUCCAUUCCCUCGACAGCGAGGUUAAGCAAGUCAACAGCCGCCUAAAGCAUCUGGAGCAACGACCCGUCGCCACCCCCGUCGUCAGCUGCUCCAACACUGCUGAUUGCCUCGACGCCUUGGAGAUCAACGUAGUAGUCUCCGAACUACAUACCAAGCUCAGCUGGGAGGGUUUGAAGGCGGCAUGGCGCAAGCGGUUCCAAAUAGAGCCAUCGAAACUCAAAGCAAUGGACAAGUUGCUGAAGUUCCACCAGAACACAUUGCCGAGCGGCGAUUGGAUUGCCGAGUUCCAACACUUGGCGUCCACGCCGAACAUACCGAUGGGCUUUAUGACCAUCAAACACUACUUCAUUUCGAGGUCGUGUCCGACAUUAUCCAACGCAUUGACUCAAGUUGCGGAGACUCCCACAACGACGGAGCUCUUCGACAAGACCGCGCAGAUCAUCGUCACGAACACGGAGGCCAAUAACCUUUACCGUGCGCCUGUGACAGGCCCGAGCAGAGACCAGCAUCGGUCGAAAGUGGCCAUGGUCGCGGCGGCAACGCCGACUGACCCUUCAAGCGAGGCCGCGUCUGCCAAUAAGGGGGACAGACUCGCAGCCACCCGGGAAGGUGACCGCCCCGGCAAAGGCUGUGGACGCGGCAGGUCGAAGACCAACACUAUGUCACACCCCGGGCCCGUUGCUGCAGCUCAAGACCCAUGGAACCACAAUGGUCUCUCGGAGAGCAUAUAAAAGCUACGCACGAGAUUCCGGUAUUGUUUGUGGUGCAAUAGUGACCUCCACGAAACAAUGGUUUGUCCUUUGAAAGC